Messenger RNA from Cutaneotrichosporon oleaginosum, 1338 nucleotides. RefSeq lists its product as uncharacterized. Gene Ontology annotation, molecular function: 4-hydroxy-tetrahydrodipicolinate synthase activity. Lineage: Eukaryota; Fungi; Basidiomycota; Tremellomycetes; Trichosporonales; Trichosporonaceae. The record is from RefSeq and is a predicted model, not a curated record.
GCCGGACGCGGCACUUCUACCCUACGUCUCCAAGACGGCUUAGACCGCGCUGUGCCGGCCCGCCGUGCCGCUCUCACCCUCAAAGCCUCUCGCCGCUCUCGGUCCUCAUGCUCACACCCCCACUCACUCCUCUCGCCUCUCACCUCCCGUCUCACUCUCCUCCCGCAGAACCACAAUGACAACCGCAACCAAGCUCUGGGCGAACGGCGUCUCGGUGCCCCUCACGACGCCGUUCAAGGCCGACGACAGCGUCGACACGGGCGCCCUUGCUACACAGGUCGUGCGACUCGCCAAGGCCGGUGUCGGCAUCGUCCUCCUCGGCACAAACGGCGAGGCGUCACAUCUCUCGCAGGCCGAGCGCCGCCUCGUUGUCGAAACGGGCAGGAAGGCGCUCGACGGCGCCGGGUUCCAGAACACGCCGCUGCUGGUCGGGACUGGUGCCGGCUCCGCCGCCACCACGAUCGAGGUGACGCAGGAGGCUGCGGCCGCUGGUGCGACGCACGCUAUCGUUAUUUGCCCAGGAUACUUCUCCUUUGCGAUGGGCCGUGACCGCGCUGCCAUUGUCGGCUUCUUCGAGCAGGUUAUGGACGCGUCGCCCAUCCCCGUGAUGAUCUACAACUUCCCUGGCGCCGCCGCGGGCAUCGACCUCACCUCUGACGAGCUGAUCAAGCUCGCGGAUCACCCGAACUGCUUCGGCGCCAAGCUGACGUGCGCGAUGAUCGGGAAGGGCCAGCGUCUCGCUGCGUACGCCCAGUCGGAUGCGUACGUCGCCGCCCACCCGCAGCUCAAGAACGUGACGGCCACCGGGCAGUUCCAGGUCCUCCCCGGCUUCUCUGAGUCGCUACUCCCGGCGCUCGUGGCACGCCACACCGGAUGCAUCACGGGCACGGGUAACGUGUUCCCGAAGACGAUCGCGCGGCUUUACGACCAGGCCGUCAAGGGGCUGCAGGGGAACGCGGCGGCCAUGGCGGAGGCGCUCAAGCUGCAGGACCGUGUGGCACGGUCCGACUUCAUCAUCGUCAAGGCCGGCAUCCAGGGGACCAAGUAUGCGCUGGACACGUUCGUGCAGAAGGGGCUUGGGGGCCGGUCGCGUCUUCCGCUCGGGCCGUGUAGCGAGGAGGUCAAGAAGAUGGUGGAGACGGAGCUCAAGGAGGACUGGGAGUUCGAGUGCUCGCUCUGAGAGGAGGGCGAGUAGAUGCAUUGAUCUGGUGUGCUGUCACGUGAAUGCAAAGGACGUGUUCUGCACGCACUCACGCUCCGGAAGUGGACUAGCCGCCCCGCUCGUUAUGGAAGGGACUCGUGGGAAUAGAAGAGGAUGUUGUGAAUGUGAUGAAUGGG